ACCAAAAAGGGGGAAACUGUUAAAAUGAGUUCACUUGUUUACCUAGGGUGGCAUUCCAAGACCUUGGUGAGGUUGUUCCCGUAGAUGUCCUUCCACUGCACGCCCCGCUAUAGACCCAUGUAGCCCUUCUGCGUGGUGCUGCCGCGUUGGUGGAGUAUGAUCCUCUUUGUAUCUAAAGAAAAAGUGUUAGUGUUUCAUAUACAGAAUCAAGAAUGGAAUUAAAUUUGUCUAAAUUGGAAUAUACAUAUGGCGUAAGACUAUUGAUAUUGAUCCAAUACAAGUGUCGCAAUUACAUAUCUCUUGUAAUUUUCCUAACAUCUUAAUACUGUUCAUGUCUAAUUAAGUUUCAUUAAUUUGGAGUAGUUAUUACACUUGUACGAAUAUAAUUUUCUUGCCGAAUAUCAUAUGGUUUUUAUUCUAACAUAUUAUUAAUAAACUAUAAAGAAAAAGUGUAUCUUGAAGACCAGUCAUGUCUAAAUACCACAUCUCUAUGAAUAGUGUUUUCUAAGAUUUGACUAGAAUGGCACUUCAGAAUUUUUUUUGGGUAAAAUGCUCCAUAUAGAGAUUUAAAUUUAGGUCUUAUUUUGGGGUAUCAAUGAACUUCACAAGGAUGGCGUGGCUCAUUCAAGCUAAAAGAUACUCCCUCCGCAAACUAAUAUAAGAGCAUUUAGAUCACUACUUUAGUAAUCUAAACGCUCUUAUAUUAGUUUACAGAGGGAGUAGAUUAGAAAUUUAGAGUUCAUUUUUUUCUUCCAACUGAUCGAUAGCUCACAUGAAGAAGUUGUAUGAACAUGAGUGGUUAAUUUAAUACUUACGAACUACUCCCUGCGUUCCUAAAUAUUUGUCUUUUUAGAGAUUUCAAAUGGACUACCACAUACGGAUGUAUAUAGACAUAUUUUAGAGUGUAGAUUCACUCAUUUUGCUCCGUAUGUAGCCACUUGUUGAAAUCUCUAGAAAGACAAAUACUCCCUCCGUUCCUAAAUAUUUGUUUUUUUAGAGAUUCCAAAUGGACUACCACAUACGGAUGUAUAUAAACAUAUUUUAGAGUGUAGAUUCACCCAUUUUACUCCGUAUGUAGUCACUUGUUGAAAUCUCUAGAAAGACAAAUUUAGGAAUGGAGGGAGUAGUAGUUCUUUGAACAUGAGUGGUUAAUUUAAGAGUUGAGUGAUUAUUUUUUUGACAUUAGGAACUAGACUAGUUCUUUGAAGAACAUAAAUAAAUUUUAGCGUAAAAAAAUGUCACAAGCAACUGCGCACUCAGUCUCUGACGCACGCAGGGUAAGGGCCAGGUUUUUUUUAGUGAAAUUUCCUCCAAAGCUAUGGAGGGGGAAGAAGUUUUUGAAAAGAAAAAAGAAAAACAAAGAGAGGGAGCAUGGCUAGUAGAACCUACAAGUGAUGGGGUGGGGGAGCGGCCCAGUAGCCCAGUAAGUGGAGCGUGGCUGCAGCCGCGAGCGCAAAUCUUUGUCCCAAAAAAAAAAACUAGGAGAGAUAGAAGCUUCUAGACAGGGCGAGAGAGAAGGGAGGGAGAGGAGGAGGAGGAGGAGGAAGGCAGGAAGGAGGAACCCUAGCCGCCGCCCUCGCUCCCUCCCCCGCCCCCGUCCAGAUCCCCACCAUGGCGCUUCGAACUCUUGCCGCGAGGACGAGGAGCGCCGCCCUGCAUCUGGCGCCGAGGUCCUCGCCGCCGGCGACCAUCGGCGCUUCUCCCUCCGCCCCACGCGUCCUGUACAGCAAGCCAGCCGUGAUUUCCAUGGCUAUACCCGCUGCCACUGCCUCUGCGUUGCUGCUGUCGCCUGCCUUCUCAAGCCCAGCCAUCAGGGGCACAAGCCUCAUUAGCACUGCUCAGGCACACUACUUCUCGACGAGUGCUGUGGAGAUUGACCCCAUGAUUCUCAAGAAGCUGCUCGCCGAGCAGUUAAAUUGUUCUGGAAUCUCAAGCAAUUGCCUUCUGGAGAUCCAAACGGUGAAGUAUCUGCAGGCGCUCACUCUCAUAUUAAUUGUGUCUGGGGUUGGGGGUGUCUACUAUAUUGGACAGAAUCUGAUGGAUCGGGGGUCAGAGAUUACGGGGCAGCUGAAAAAGCAUGCCCCGGAAAUCUUGGGCGACAUCUGCAAUGAGGCUUUGUUCCAGAUGAAGAUACCAUUCAUCGGCAGCAAAGAAAGCCGGUUUGAAUUGAAGGACUACUGGUUUAACGACCCCAACAAGUCACUAAGCAGGCAAGAGCAGAGGGCGAGGCGUGCGUUGGCCAUACAAGAGAAGGACCGGAUUCGACGUGAGGAGUUCAAACGUGCUGAGGAGGAAAGGAAACGCGCGGCUGCGCCUCUGUACGAGCAGUACAUGGCCAGGAAGGAUUUGAAUGAUAUGAAGGUGAUGGAGCAGCUACGCGAGGAGAGGAUGAGGCAUGAGGAGAGGAUGAGGCGGUUGUCGGGGAAUAUGUAGGACAGGACACAUACACAGCAGCCAGUCUGAUAAGCUGUGCGCUCGUGGGUGAUGGACCCGGUUUUGGCACUGUUGGCAAUUGCUGCCAUGCAUGUUUUGCUUUGCCUGAUUCUAAACUGUCUGUCAAAUUGACUUGAUUAGUCAGCUUUGAACCUGACCGUGUGGUUUGUCAGCAGACGCGCAACCUGUGUAGCGUCAGUGACCAUGCAAUGUUUUGCUUUCAAAACUACUACUUGUGUGUUUA
Messenger RNA from Triticum aestivum (bread wheat), 2677 nucleotides. RefSeq lists its product as uncharacterized. NCBI's taxonomy places the organism in Eukaryota, Viridiplantae, Streptophyta, Magnoliopsida, Poales, Poaceae. The record is from RefSeq and is a predicted model, not a curated record. The transcript has 3 exons. The coding region runs from base 1612 to 2433 and encodes 273 amino acids.